UUUGUGUGGGAUGGUAUCUGAUGACUGCCAAAUAGAAAAAUAAGUGACAGUAAACUGCACUAGCAUGUGCUAUUUAUAGGAUACAGAAAGGGGAAGCAUAGGGUGUAUAAAGCAACAUAUUGUGUGCAUAGCCAUUAUUUUGAACUGAAUGAGAUUUUGUUUGAGUGCUGACAGUAGGCCUACUAGAGACUGCAUCGCGUUGACCACUGGGUGGCUAAAUAGGCAUUUUAACGGCUUGGGGAAUAAGCCAGCCUCUUUGUUUACUUCCACUCAGGACAGAUGAUCAGUCUGUCCCUUUAACAGGGCUAUCGACUCUGGAUUCCAGUAGAAAAGCGGCGUUUUAAAUGCCUGCCUUGACGUCACUAAACUUUUUAAGCAGCUCCAGCGAGCGGAAUGUGAGGAGACUGUAGUGCGGGUCCCGAUGGUAACGGAGGCGAGCGGCUUUACGCGGCGCAGCCAGAAAAUCUCCACUCUCAAUCGCCCAUCCACAAGUGUCCACGCUUUUCAGUCGACCCGUGUGAGGCGUACAACUCAAGGCAUCGUUAUAGGCAGAGCAGCAUCAGAUCGCCCGGAGACACCCCACAGAACCUACAGCAUGAACCGAGCCUUCAGCCGGAAGAAAGAUAAACCCACCAUGCUCACCCCCGAAGCCCUGGUGAAGCAGCACGUGGCGUACAACGCUAAGUUCCUGGGGAUCACCGAGGUGGACCAGCCAAAAGGCACCGACGUGGUGAAGGUUGCUGUACGGAAGCUCAAGUUUCAAAGGCACAUCAAGAAGUCUGAGGGACAGAAGUCUCCCAAAGUGGAAUUGCAGAUUUCCAUCUACGGAGUGAAAAUCUUAGAUCCAAAGACAAAAGAAGUACAGCAUAAUUGCCAGUUACACAGAAUGUCCUUCUGCGCUGAUGAUAAAACGGACAAGAGGAUAUUCACGUUCAUCUGCACCGACCCCGAGACCAAGACGCAUCUGUGCUACGUAUUCGACAGCGAUAAAUGUGCAGAGGAGAUUACCCUCGCCAUCGGUCAAGCGUUUGACCUGGCAUACAAAAAAUUCCUGGAAUCCGGUGGUAAAGAUAUGGAGACCAGAAAACAGAUAGGCAACCUACAGAAGAGGAUUCAAGAUCUAGAGGCCGAGAACUCCAGAUUAAAAAAGCAGCUGCAGGAUUUGGAGGACCAGCUGACGAAUGGCCAGGUUUCUCCACUCCUCCACCUAAACCCCAGUAACGAGGCCUUCAUGAUGCAGAGGCCGUCGGCUCUGUUCUGGUGCGGCGGUGACCUGACAGCCCUCGCCUGUCUGGAGAUCUCCUCCCUCACGCUCACCCCCGCCAGCUCCCCCGAUUCCAGCCAAUCAGCCGGCCUGAUCACGCCCCCACCCUCUAAACCUGCCCAAUCAAAGCCCCUCUGCAACCACAGUGUGCCACGCCCUCGCGCCGGGAGCAUCCCUGUGCGAGGGCGGUCCACGGACGUCUUUGACAUGGUGCCCUUCUCCCCCGUGUCACCCAUGACAAAGAUACCGGCCAGCAACGGGGACAGCCCGCCCCCCUUCACACCACCUCCUCCUCCUCCUCCUCCUCCUUGUCUGCCGCUGAAGGAGAGGAGUGAGUAUCUCACUCUGACCGGGAUGGACCUGUUUGGAGCUGAACCAUUUGACCCUUUCAGCAGUGUGCCUGCAGACUACUCUCCCGACAUACAAUCCAAGCUGGAGGAGAUGCAGCGGCAAAGAUGGCGGGGUUCAAAAUGGGACUAAUUCUGGAAGGCACUGUGUUUUCAAUGGAUUCAGUGGAUAGUCGAUGUUGAUGUCAAAACUAAAGUUUUUAUGUAAAUAGAAAUGUAAGUUGUAAAUGACUUGAAAUGAUUUCUUGCUGGAAUGUUAAAUCAAGAUCAAGAUUUCAGUGUAUUUCUAUUUACAUUUUGCAUUGUGUCAAAGAGAAAUACUGUUAAAGCCACUUAUGUGGAGUUUUUUAUUUUUGUAGGAUGAAUGAAACGAGAUGGAUAUAUGUAAGGCUCUGAGCAUUUAAUUAUUUGAUAUCAUACAAUGGUGAAAUUCAUGUAUUUGAACCUAACAAUGAAACUACCAACUCUUUAGAGGGCAUUUUAAUGUAAUUACAAAUUUAAAUCUAUUUAAUUUAGCAAUUUCUUUAUUUUAGAAUUUUGCACAUGGAAGAACUUGAAAACUUCUUCUGAAUUUAUUCUAUGUUCACCGGAAUAUUGUACUGGUGGCACUUGCAUUGAUGUCUAUGAGGAUUUCAGAACAAAUCCUAACAUAGUGACAUAAUAUUUCACCUACAAAGCUGCUUUGCAUGUCCUCAUAACUCAAACUAACAUUUAUCAUCGUUUAAAACACACAUUUACACCUUUAAUCAUAAUUGUUUGCAUUGCAAAGUUGCUGAAUGUCAACAUUUUUGUUUAGUCCAUUUAGCCAAGACUUUUACAGGGGUUUUUUUUCCGGGUAAAAUUUUGGUGAUUCAAAGCAGUUGUAUUAACAUCAGCAUGUACACCAUACCAGCACUUCCCCUCUUAUAACCACUAUUACUUUAACUAUUCUGUUCUUUCAAGAAUUAUUUCUAUUCUUACAUCAAUCUUAAGAGAGGUGGAAACCCCAAGAUGUGCACUUACACAAAGGCUUAGAACUGCAAAUGUUAUGUGUUUUUCUAUUCUAUCUGGAGAAUAAAUUGUAAAUGUCCUUAA
This is a messenger RNA of Clupea harengus (Atlantic herring), 2685 nucleotides long. RefSeq names its product GULP PTB domain containing engulfment adaptor 1b (gene gulp1b). The record is from RefSeq and is a predicted model, not a curated record. NCBI's taxonomy places the organism in Eukaryota, Metazoa, Chordata, Actinopteri, Clupeiformes, Clupeidae.